Messenger RNA from Pungitius pungitius (ninespine stickleback), 5464 nucleotides. Its product is annotated as transient receptor potential cation channel subfamily M member 1-like. The transcript has 28 exons. Gene Ontology annotation, cellular component: plasma membrane. Gene Ontology annotation, molecular function: calcium channel activity. Gene Ontology annotation, biological process: monoatomic cation transmembrane transport; protein tetramerization; metal ion transport. The record is from RefSeq and is a predicted model, not a curated record. Lineage: Eukaryota; Metazoa; Chordata; Actinopteri; Perciformes; Gasterosteidae. Bases 7 to 4791 code for a protein of 1594 amino acids.
CUCAACAUGGACGGCAGGGGGAGGAGAGGAACCAACGGGUCGCUCAAACGGUCAUCCGUCAAACGCAGCGCGUCCUCUGCAUCGCAGAAGACUCAGCGUGCGUGGAUUGAGAGAACCUUCCAGAAAAGAGAUUGCAUCCAAGUUCUCCCCAGCAGAGACGCCAGCAGAUGCGCUUGUGGCCUGCCGGUGACGCAGCACACCUACACCCCUCCGGAGCCUAACGAAGAGGGAGCCCCCCUGGUUCAGCUUGAGGUCCAACUGGCGGAGAGAUGGAACCCGGCGAAACACACCCAGAGCUCACCCACCGACGCCUACGGGGUCAUCGAGUUCCAGGGCGGGGGACAUGUCAACAAGGCCAUGUACAUCCGGGUCUCAAAUGACUCUAAGCCGGACCACCUACUCCACCUGAUGGUAAAGGAGUGGCAGCUGGAGCUCCCCACGCUGCUCAUCUCGGUCCACGGGGGCCUGCAGAACUUUGACCUGCCCCCCAAACUCAAGCAGGUCUUCGGUAAAGGACUAAUCAAAGCCGCAGUGACCACUGGAGCCUGGAUCUUCACUGGAGGCGUCAGCACCGGAGUGAUCCGCCACGUUGGAGAUGCUCUCAAAGACCACUCGUCCAAGUCCAGAGGGAAGGUGUGUGCCAUCGGCAUCGCACCGUGGGGCAUCAUUGAAAACAAGGAAGACCUCAUUGGGAAAGAUGUGACUCGUCCCUACCAGACCAUGUCCAACCCGCUCAGCAAGUUGUCGGUCCUAAACAGCAGCCACUCCCACUUCAUCCUGUCCGACAACGGGACCGCCGGAAAGUACGGCGCCGAGGUCCGACUCCGCCGGCAGCUGGAGAAACACAUCGCCCUGCAGAAGAUCAACACGCGUCUGGGUCAGGGCGUCCCUGUCGUGUGCCUGAUCUUGGAGGGGGGUCCCAAUAUUAUCUCCAUUGUGUUGGAGAGCCUGAGGGAGGAGCCUCCGGUCCCUGUGGUCGUCUGUGACGGCAGCGGCCGAGCCUCUGACAUCAUCUCCUUCGCCCACAGAUACUGCGGCGAAGAUGGGUUGCUGAGUGACAGCGUCAAAGAUCAGCUGCUGGUCACUAUCCAGAAGACCUUCAACUACUGCCGUAGCCAGGCGCAGCAGAUCUUCCUCAUGGUGAUGGAGUGCAUGAAGAAGAGAGCCCUGAUCACAGUGUUCCGCAUGGGCUCAGAGGGACUUCAGGACAUUGAGAUGUCCAUCCUGACAGCUCUGCUCAAAGGUACCAACGCGUCGGCGUCCGACCAGCUGAGUUUGGCUCUGGCCUGGAACCGGGUGGACAUCGCUCGCAGUCAGAUCUUCGUGUACGGUCACCACUGGCCCCCUGUGAGCUCCUCCCCCAGCGACCGGCCCAAGAGUCCGAUGGCCCAGCGAGCGCCAGCGGGAGGCGUGAAGGGGAAAGGCCGGGUAAAGAAAGGAAAGGGGGGCAAAACCAAACCGGAGCCCCCAGAGGAGACCGACCCCAGGAAGCUAGAGCUGCUUAGCUGGGUGAACUCCCUGGAGCAGGCCAUGAUGGACGCUCUGGUGCUGGACCGGGUGGACUUUGUGAAGCUGCUGAUCGAGAACGGAGUGAACAUCCAUCACUUCCUGACCAUUCCUCGCCUGGAGGAGCUGUACAACACGAAGUUGGGACCGACCAACACGUUGCACUUUGUGGUGAGGGACGUAAAAAAGGGGAACCUCCCUCCAGACUAUCAGAUCACGCUGAUCGACAUCGGCCUGGUGCUGGAGCUGCUCAUGGGCGGCGCCUACCGCUGCAACUACACCAGGAAGAGCUUCAGGGCGCUGUACACCAACCUGUACGGCCUCAAGCGACCUAAAGCUCUAAAGCUUCUUGGAAUGGAGGACGACGAGCCCCGGGCGAAGGGAAAAGGCAAGAAGAACAAGAAGAAGGAAGAGGAAGUGGACAUCGACGUGGACGACCCGGAGGUCUGCAGGUUUCAGUACCCGUUCCACGAGCUCAUGGUGUGGGCCGUGCUAAUGAAGCGCCAAAAGAUGGCGCUGUUCCUGUGGCAGCGGGGGGAGGAGGCCAUGGCAAAGGCCCUGGUGGCCUGCAAGCUCUACAAAGCCAUGGCCCACGAGUCCUCUCAGAGCGAGUUGGUAGAAGACAUCUUCCAAGACCUGGAGAACAACUCAAAGGAGUUUGGUCAGCUGGCCUACGAACUGCUGGAUCAGUCCUACAAACACGAUGAGCAGGUGGCCAUGAAGCUGUUGACCUACGAGCUGAGCAACUGGAGCAACUCCACCUGCCUGAAGCUGGCUGUUGCUGCCAAGCACAGAGACUUCAUUGCACACACCUGCAGCCAGAUGCUGCUGACGGACAUGUGGAUGGGCUGCCUGAGCGUGGGCAAGAGCAACUGCCUCAAGGUGAUUCUGGGGAUCGUCUUUCCUCCUGCAAUUCUGCUGCUGGAGUUUCGUUUGGGAGACGAAGGUUCGUUUCAUUCGUCCAAAGAGAACAAGGAGGUUAAAACCAAAGAGGUGGACACUAAAUCCAAGAAGGACGCCGUCUCCAACGUUGACGCUGCAUCAAAGAAAGAAGAUGAAGAAGAGGAGCAGAAGAAUCACAAGAGGAGGAUUCCCAUCGGGAGGAAGAUCUACGAGUUCUACAACACUCCGUACACCAAGUUCUGGUUCAACACGAUCUCGUACCUGGUGUACCUGAUGCUGUACAACUACAUCAUCCUGGUGAAGAUGGAGCGAUGGCCAUCUUUGCAGGAGUGGAUCGUCAUCUCUUACAUCAUCACUCUGGGACUGGAGAAAGUCAGACAGAUCCUGAUGUCGGAGCCGGGGAAGCUGAAGCAGAAGAUCAACGUGUGGCUGGAGGACUACUGGAACAUCACUGACCUGGCAGCCAUCUCCGUCUUCCUGCUGGGUUUGCUGCUGCGGCUGCAGAGCGAGCCCUCCAUGGGCUAUGGCCGUGUCAUCUACUGCGUCGACAUCAUCUUCUGGUACAUCCGGGUCCUGGACAUCUUUGGGGUCAACAAGUACCUGGGGCCCUACGUCAUGAUGAUUGGAAAAAUGAUGAUCGACAUGCUGUACUUUGUGGUCAUCAUGCUGGUGGUGCUGAUGAGCUUCGGCGUGGCUCGACAGGCCAUCCUCCACCCGGACGAGGAACCAACGUGGCGUCUGGCCCGAAACAUCUUCUACAUGCCGUACUGGAUGAUCUACGGAGAGGUGUUUGCAGACUCCAUAGACCGUAAGACUAGAGUCCAUAUGUACGCGAUGGAGAUCAAUCCUCCGUGUGGAGACAACAUGUACGAUGAAGACGGGAAGAAGUUUCCUCCCUGCAUCCCCGGAGCCUGGCUCACGCCCGCCAUCAUGGCCUGCUACCUGCUGGUGGCCAACAUCCUGCUGGUCAACCUGCUCAUCGCAGUCUUCAACAACACCUUCUUCGAGGUAAAGUCCAUCUCCAACCAGGUGUGGAAGUUCCAGCGCUAUCAGCUGAUCAUGACCUUCCACGACCGCCCCAUCCUGCCCCCCCCCCUCAUCGUCAUCCCCCAUAUCUAUAUCCUGCUGAAGAGGCUGUGCUGCCGCUGCAGCCGGAGGCCGGAGGGAGACCGCUACGACCGCGAGAGGCGACUCCAGCUGGUGCUGAGCGUUGAGGAGCUGAAGAACCUGCACGAGUUUGAGGAGCAGUGUGUGGAGGAGUACUUCAGGGAGAAGGACGACGAGAAGCAGUCUUCUAACAACGAGAGGAUCCGAGUGACGUCUGAGAGGGUGGAGAACAUGUUCAUGCGUCUGGAGGAGGUGAACGAGAGGGAGCACUCCAUGAAGGCCUCCCUGCAGACGGUGGACCUCCGCCUUGCCCAGAUGGAGGAGUUCUCCAGCCGCAUGAUGAACGCCCUGGAGAAGCUGGCGGGCGUUGACCGGGCCCAGCUGGUCCGCCAGCACUCCAGGACCUCGUCGGUCUGCGAGCCGGCUCAGCUGCUGCUGAGACACGGCAGCAUGAACAGCGGCGACGGGUACAGUCUGUACCGAUACCAGCUGGACCAUGAGGACCGCAUCUCCGUGUCCGGAGAGGGCGAGGGAACCGACAAGAAGGACCAGCUGAGUCCAGAGAGAAGCCACACCACAGCUGAGGUGAAGGAGUUUGGCUCGACUCUGGAGGUUACAGGUCUGAAGGAAAGGACGCAGUCUCUGUCCAACGUUGACAUCCUAAUUGUUCCCUGCGACCCUGACCUCCGAUCCCCCGACCCGGAGCCAGCGCCGGCCCUGUCCGACGUGACGGACGCUGAGGGGGAGAAACCCAGGCUGGAGGCGGCAGUGUCCUUUCCUUCAGAGAGGUCAAAGGCCCCCCAGUAUUUGUCCCAUCCGACCCUCGGCGGCGUAACCUCCUCCGAUUGGAUGUCCAGCAGCAACAUGGCUGUCUGCAGCGCCGGUUCGACCGGUUUGAGCCCCCCGGGAUCACGGCGGGCGUCCGCAUCUCUUAGCAUGCCUCAGCGUCCCUCCCCCCGAGUCAUGGCGGAGGGGAACGAGGUCAACGAAACCAAUCAGAAAACGGAGGAAAUAUCAACGCCACCUUCAGGCGGGGAUCACGGGGUCGAGACGAUGGACCGUAACCACGGUAAUGGAGGAGGAAGGAGUGUUGAGGAGGAGGAGUUGCUGAUGGUGGAGGACAGGAUGUACCCGACGCUGCGCUCCAAGAGUCUGAACACCAACCCGAGGAAGACAAGAACAAAGAAGGAGACCGGGGAGACGCCUCUCUCAGCCAGCAGCGUCACAGACCUCAGCGGGGGGGUCACGGAUCAGAACCAGGUCCAGAGACUCUGAGAGUUGAUUCAAAAGGAAUGAGGUGACGCCGAGCUGUAGAGAAACGCUAAAAACACCAUCUCAGGGCUCUUCAUGACCUCACAAACAAUAUGAUAAUAUUAUUGUUAUCAUUUACUGCUUGUUAUGAAACAUCUUGUGAGAGAACAUAAACAAGCUGAUCACUUGUAGUCAUUUUACAAUCAAUGUUAGAAGAUUAAUAAACAACAUUCUGCAGAAUAAUGUUCUGUUCUUGUAAUGUUCCGAGACUUUCUUGUAAAAUAUGCAGCUAUAGAGUCAUAUUUAGCUCCUCCUCCUCAUCCCGACUCGCCAAACGUGCAACCGGAUCACACUAAGUCAAGCUGCGCCUUGUGUUCUACUGUUGUGUAAUAGCCCUUUGGUGCCUGCCGCUCAAAUGUUGUGUUGUUUACUCUGUAGCUGCCAUGACAACAAGGAGCCGAAUCUACACACACAUACACAUUCCAACACACCUGAGCUCGUUUCCAUAACGUCCAGGGAUUUAAUGUUGAGCCUUGUGGGGACUGUCCCCAGGCAAGGAGGUGGGCCAUAGGGUCGUCAGAGGGUUUACCUGAGGCCCUUAGUGCCAGGGGCCUCCUUGUGGACGGCGUGCUUCUCCUUCCUGAGGCACCCAUGUUGUAAUUAUGAUUGGUUGGUUUCUAUACUAUUAAACAUUGCA